AUGGCCACUCUAAAGAACUUCCACGUUCUCAUCAUGCUGGUUCUCCAGCUUCUCUGCUUGGGCUUCCUCGCUCAUGUCUCUACUGGCGAAGUGAUUCCACACGAGUUCGUUGUCUGCCUGGACGAAGGCUACCCUCUGCAAUCUCACUUCGAGUACAUCGGCAAGCAGUUGAACAUCUCUCGCUACAUUGAAAACCUUGACUGCUACGACAUCGACUUUCACAACACUACCACGACCCACGACCUUUCUGAGCAGGCCGUCCUUGACUUGAUCCGCAGUGAUCCACAAGUCUACAGUGUCUCGUCUCACCUGUCAUCCAUCCCGGGUUUUUGGGUUGAAGGAAAACCCAGCCCACCAUCUGAUUUUAAGAACCAGUCUCACAGCACCCAUUCCAGAGCCUCUUACGAAACUCUAACCCAGGAGGACGCUUCUUGGGCUCUCAGCUACGUCUCAAGCGACCAAGCGGUCCCAGCUGAAUCAAAGUACUACUACAUGCAGAGGGGCGGACAGGGUGUCGAUGUCUACGUCCUGGAUACUGGUCUAGAUCCAAUCGUCGCUGAUCUGCACGAUCACAGAUUCUUCACCUACGACUCUUUUGUGAGCGAGGAGCCGGACACUGUGGACUACAAUGGACAUGGUACUCAUGUCGCCAGCAUCGUCGGCAGCGACAGAUUUGGCGUCUGCAAGUUGUGCGCAGUCAUCUCACUGAAGACAAGCAAUGCUACCGGAUUAAACACCUCGAAACCAGUCCGCGACGCCAUCAAUUAUGCGAUCUGGAGACACAACAUCAAGAAACAAACAGAGCCUGGCUUCAAGGGAUCAAUCAUCAACAUGUCGUUUGGUUUCAACGCUACUGAUGCGGAUCUUGACGACGUGAGACGUGCAAUCAAGGCUGCAGAUGCAGCAGGAAUUCUCAUGGUAGCUGCUGCUGGAAACGAUGGUAUGGUUCUGGGAUUCAAGAGAUAUACCGAAUCUUACGUCUACCCUGCCACAUCUGGCAGAGUCAUCACGGUUGGAGGAUCAUUGGAGUACAACACCUGGUUUCGGUCCUCCAACUAUGGACCCUUGAUCAACGUCCUCGCGCCCGCAAGCUGCGAGUCAUACUGGCGUGAUGCCACAACUCGCCCCGCGUCUGGAACAUCCCAGGCAGCACCUCAUGUGGCCGGUGUUCUUGCUCUCUGGAUGAGCUAUGAAGGUUCAUUCAACAAGACAAUCGCGAGCCAACGUCUGAUGCAGAACUCCGACAUCGGCUAUAUCAGUGGUGUCCCACCUAACACACACAACUCUUUCGUCAACAGUGGUAUCCACAAGGGUUUCCCAUACGUCGGCGUUCCUGAAGGAGCUGGUUUCACUGACUGA
Molecule: messenger RNA, 1359 nt
Organism: Aureobasidium musti
Lineage: Eukaryota; Fungi; Ascomycota; Dothideomycetes; Dothideales; Saccotheciaceae
Source: the annotation of a GenBank genome assembly